CUCUCUCUCUCUCUCUCUCUCUCUCUCUCAUUUAUAUAUUUAUGGAUAAUUUCGCUUUAUCGUGUAGAGAUGACCAGUUUCCAUGACCCAGACCGAGACCCAGAGCAAGUAAACAAAGGUGACCUGUUGCCCCCUCACUGCCACGGCCCGGACCUGUGGUAGAGAUGUGGUACCACCAUGAUGCUUCUCACCAUCCUCCUGUCCACCACACUGCUUCACCACACCCUUAGCACCACCACCACCACCACCACUCUCACUACACCCUGCCACCAUACCCACCAGAACCUGACACAGACACACACACACCACACAUCACAGCCACUCACCACACACCAUCAUCACUGCCACAUCGCAUAAUAGCAUAAGAAAACGCAGCACAGCACAGCAUGAGCAGAACAGCACAGUGGAGGAUGGAGAAGGAGGAGGAGAAAGAGGAGCAAGGAGGAGGAGGGCAGGAGGAGGAAGGGGAAGGAAAUGAGACAAAGAGGAAGAAGAAAAAUCAAGAAUCUUUCACUGUGGCUGGACCAGAACCAAGUCAAGAUGUUUAGUGGUUACCUAAUGGAGAUCUUCGUUAUCCACGAUGGCCGCAUCCUUCCUUACAUUCUUGACCCUAAUUUUGAGAAGCAGCUCCCUGUUAUCCCCGCCCAGGUAGAGAACGUCACCUUUACCUGGAGUGCCGGGAACAAGAAGUACCGGUACACCUUUGAUCAGCUGCAGUCACAGGAGGAGGCACUGCUGCAGGUGCCCACACUGUCCAUCGCCCCACACGGCACUGUCCCACGCAGACCCCAAGUGUUCUCGGUGGACAUGCGGUGUACUGGUAACCUUUCUGGCAUAGCGACGUUCAGUAUCGGCCUUCUCAUCCACACCCAGAAGAAGGAACUGCUGCCGGGGAUGCCUCUGCGACUUAGGCUGAGGAAGGAGUGUCGCCAACAGGGGCCAGAUCCAGAGUGUGACCAGAAGUGCCAGAACGGAGGCGUGUGUGAUGCCAGCCAGCAGUGCCAGUGUCCUGAAGGUUACAUGGGCCAGUACUGUGACACGGCACUCUGCUAUCCACAGUGUCUCAACGGGGGAUCCUGCACUACCCCUGGCCGCUGCUCCUGUCCCCCGGGGUUUCAAGGGCGCCACUGUGAAGGAGGCAUCUGUCAGACGAAGUGCAAGAACGGAGGCAAGUGUAUACAGAAGGACAGGUGCAAGUGUCGCCGUGGCUUUUUCGGAAACUGGUGUCAAUACAGUCAGUGUUUCGUGGCGUGUAUUAACGGGGGAAAGUGUCGCGGGGUGAACAAGUGCCGGUGUCCCUUGGGGUUCGCCGGGGAUCAUUGUGAGGUGGUGCUGGUCCAGGGAAGGCCGCCGCGCCAGCCCCACCGCUGCCGCCGCCGCUGUCGCCACGGGACAUGCCACGGAGGAGUGUCAAUGCCUCCAAGGUUACUCCGGGAGGUGGUGCCGUAGACGAGCAGGAAGAGGAGGAGGAGGAAGACAACGAGUGUGGGUAAGAUGAAACACACACACACACACACACACACACACACACAUGAGAAUACAGUUAGUUCCUUUUUAGUAUACAUGAUUUUUAUACUUUUCUUUUUUUCAUUUUUUCAUAUGUAUAGUUUAAAAUUGACGUGUUUACAGAUGUACGGGAAUUGGCGUUUAAAAUUGACGUGUUUACAGAUGUACGAUAAUUGACGUUUUCUGAUAUGUCAUUGUUUUUUUUUAUUAUUUGAUGUACUAUUAUUAUUAUUAUUGUUAUUAUUUAUUAUUAUUAUUAUCUGUUAUUAUUGUUAUUUUCAGUAGUUUUCGGUAGUAAUAGUGUAUAAAUAGUAACUUAACUGAUCUCGUAGUUUAUAAUUGGCGUUAAUUAUUUUAUCACUACUACUACUACUACUACUACUAUUACUACUACUACUAUUACUAUUUUUGUUGCUGCUCCUACUGAGAGAGAGAGAGAGAGAGAGAGAGAGAGAGAGAGUUUGUGUGUGUGUGUCAGGAUGUCCGACUUCCUGUGCGGAUAACGUGACAUGAAAUUAUAAAUGAAUGAAUCUCAAAAAGUAAAGGAAGUGAAUGAGAAGUAAGAGAAGAAGGAAAUUAAUAAAAGAAACACACCGUUAUCUGAGUGAAAAGGAAUUCCAGCUAAGAAAUAUGAUAAAUAGAUAAUAAAAGCUCAGAAUUAGUGCAAUAUGAGGCAGAAUUGAUUACCGGUAUCUUUAUAUCUAAUUUAUAUAUUACUAAAUUAUAUUAUACGAGGCAGGUUUUAAAUUCUUUUCUUAUCUGUUCAUUUUAUUUUCAUUUAUUUUGUCUUUUAUUUAAUUAUUACAUACCGUUCCUUUUUAUUUAAUUAUUACAAAUAGGCAUGUUUUAAAAUAUUUUCUUAGUUAUUCAUAUUUUCAUUUUUCUUUCUUUUAUUUAAUUAUCACAAAUUGGCUCGUGUGAGUAUAUCAGUAUAUUUUUAUAUCCAUUAUAUAUUACCCUUCACUACUAACAUGCGGUGCUUUAGUGGAAUAAUGGCCAUAGUAUAUAUAACUUUUGUACAUCGUAAGGUAAAUCGAUAGUAGAGAACGAACAUCUUCUAUUCCGCAUAUGUACGUAAAUAGUAUAGUUUCUCUAUUAUUAUUAUUAUUAUUAUUAUUAUUAUUAUUAUUAUUAUAGAACCUACUUGCUUUAAUUCCAUAGGCUGUGUAGAUUAGGCAUAAUUAGUUAGUCAGGCUUAUUUUGUUAUUGUUACUGUUGUUGUUGUUAUAAUUAAUUAGUUAGGAAAUAGGUUUAAUAAUUUCACCAACCGAAUUUGACAGAGAGAGAGAGAGAGAGAGAGAGAGAGAGAGAGAGAGAGAGAGAGAGAGAGAUCUAACUCCACCCUUCAAAUUUUUAAUGUAUGAUGUAUCGGUGUGUGUUUUGUAUGUUUGUUUGUCUGUGCUGAAGAUAUACACGUGCUUGCUAGAGAGAGAGAGAGAGAGAGAGAGAGAUUAAUUAUGCUUUAAAAUGCUUACAUAAUUAUUUUCCAUUCUAUUGUUAUUAUUAUUAUUAUUAUUAUUAUUAUUAUUAUUAUUACUUUUAUCAUUAUCAUAUUAGUGUCACCAUUAUCAAUAUUAGCUAAGUAGAUGCCACUGUAUCAUAUUAUACCAGUAAGUGUAUCUGUGCCAAACUGUCAGUGCCAUUACUCAAUAAAAGGUGCCAAACUUA
This is a messenger RNA of Portunus trituberculatus (swimming crab), 3174 nucleotides long. It is a transcript of the gene shf, whose product is annotated as protein shifted-like. The transcript is spliced from 10 exons. The coding region runs from base 475 to 1449 and encodes 324 amino acids. Gene Ontology annotation, molecular function: signaling receptor binding. Gene Ontology annotation, cellular component: cell surface; extracellular region. NCBI's taxonomy places the organism in Eukaryota, Metazoa, Arthropoda, Malacostraca, Decapoda, Portunidae. Gene Ontology annotation, biological process: anatomical structure development. The record is from RefSeq and is a predicted model, not a curated record.